Arabis nemorensis is the source of this 663-nucleotide messenger RNA. The record is from the annotation of a GenBank genome assembly. Lineage: Eukaryota; Viridiplantae; Streptophyta; Magnoliopsida; Brassicales; Brassicaceae.
AUGGCUCCAAGAUGGAAAUGGAAAGGUGCUGAAGCAAAAGCUCUUACAGAACCUAUUUCAAACUCAAUCUCAGAGCUCAAGCUCUCUCUGUCCAAAACAGACCCAUCUGGUUCACUCUCGAGUUGCAAUGUGCUUCUAAUGGUUGAGCCAGAGCAAGCUGUGUUACUCGACCGAUGUUGUUUUGGUAGACUCGUACUAUCCUCAGAGAAAGUCAAGAAAUUGAUUCAGCUAUCUUUUGAAGAAGCUUUUUAUUUGCUCCAUAAUCUCAAAUGCAUCAGAAUCUCCCUUCAAGGUUCUUGCUUGGAGGAUGAAGUAGACACAUGGCACUACAUGAAAUCAAAAAGACCAAACUUUCCAAUAUCUUUCAAAGCUUAUUCGCAUUUACGAUCCAAGAACUGGGUUUUGAGAUCCGGUUUGCAAUAUGGCGUGGAUUUCGUGGCGUACCGACACCAUCCAUCUCUUGUCCACUCUGAGUACUCGGUUUUGGUUCAGUCUGGUGACAGUGACCAGUUAAGAGUGUUUUCGGAUAUCCAUUGCGCUGUUCCGUUAAGUGGAAGUGUUGCGAAAACGCUAUUGGCUGUCUACGUCAAUGGUAACUUCAAAGCAGAGGAUUCGAUCUACCUUCCUGUUUGGAUAUGUACACAGUGGAAGAACGGACAAUAA